Gastrolobium bilobum is the source of this 932-nucleotide messenger RNA. RefSeq lists its product as uncharacterized. NCBI's taxonomy places the organism in Eukaryota, Viridiplantae, Streptophyta, Magnoliopsida, Fabales, Fabaceae. The transcript has 5 exons. The record is from RefSeq and is a predicted model, not a curated record. Bases 16 to 744 code for a protein of 242 amino acids. Gene Ontology annotation, biological process: male meiotic nuclear division; female meiotic nuclear division.
AGUCUUUUUGUUCACAUGUAUGAAUGUUCUACUAACCUGCAUACAAAGAAAGCUUCACAUCUGAGUCAUAACACCAAAAAUAGUUUGUGUUCUCACUGCCUUGCCUCCAUGGAAUUGGACAUUGGAGUCACUCACUCAGAUCUGACUCUUGCAGAGUCCUGGUUUUCAUCUGAUACAUCUACUGGUUACCUUGAAGAUGCUAUUGCUGACUGGGGUAUUUGGUUCAAUCAAAACAACUUACCAUCCUACUCUCAAGAUCAAAAUGUUAACUAUAAAAGCCAAUAUUUGGUAGAAGUUGAUAAGGAAGAUCUAUUUCCAACUUUUGCUUCCACAACAACCCAAAUCCUUCAUGAUCAUACAAAAUUCAGCAAUAGGAACCCAUCAUCAUCACAGAAUAAUACACAUGCAGCUGCAGUCAAACAUGAUACUUCUCAUAGGAGCUGUGCAUCUAGAGUGUCAGAAGAAAAUGAUGCUUCAGUUUCAAGGGGUCAUUGGAAGAAAAUAGCUUAUCCCUUUGAGUUGGUGAAGCCUGGAGGAGUUGAAGGGGUAACAACCCUUAAAGAUAUAAAUCACCAGCUGUUGAUGAGCCCAUUAAAGCCAAUUCCACAUCCUGUGGGAGACUCUAUAACUCAUCCAUGCAAUUCAGCCAGAGGUUUUGGUAUUACAGGAAAAGCAGUUACAGCCCUUACUAGGAUUCACACCCAGGGUAGAGGCUCCAUUACCAUUAUCAGAACCAAGGGUUGAAUUGAAAUGAAAGCUCAUGGAUGUAUAAUAUAAGUCCUUGGUUUUUGUAUUAUAUUCCUAGUGAUGCUUUGAUAGUUUAUACCAAAUAUGCAAAAGAAAUGUACUGAGUAAAAAAGUCAAAGGUGUUUAUUGAUGUAUAAAGUUAAUUUGAAAUUCUGAAUGGUGAGUUAUAUUGAUAAAAAAAAAAG